Messenger RNA from Lingula anatina, 2055 nucleotides. RefSeq names its product SNARE-associated protein Snapin. Gene Ontology annotation, cellular component: BLOC-1 complex; BORC complex; synaptic vesicle. Gene Ontology annotation, biological process: intracellular protein transport; lysosome localization; lysosome organization. NCBI's taxonomy places the organism in Eukaryota, Metazoa, Brachiopoda, Lingulata, Lingulida, Lingulidae. The record is from RefSeq and is a predicted model, not a curated record. Gene Ontology annotation, molecular function: SNARE binding.
CCCCCCCCUGGACAUUUCCAGGAAAGAAAAUAAACUGCUUUUGAAUUAUCUAUUUGAGGUAUUUAUUUAAUCUUGAAUUUUACACUGAAUAUAAGAAAGAAAACAAAAUGAAAUAAAAACAAAAGUAUUGGCUAUCAAUUACAAGAUUCAGGAAGCUCCCCUAAAUGCGCUUUUAACAGACCUAUGAGAUAACAUUAAAUUAUUACAUGCUAUAGAUGCAAAUUUUGCCCAUUUGCAUUACAUGUCAGUUUUUAAAUCAAACAAAUGCUACGAUUUUUCAAUUUUUCUAAAAGUGAACAAAUGGCACUUUAUCUGCAUUUCCACGUUCAUAACUCAACUAAAAAAAAUAACGUACGCCUACACUUUAGUUUAUCCCCUUUAAGGGUUGGUAAACAUGGAAUAAAGUUUUUCUCCUUUUACAUCAGUACACGUGUGAUAUGGACAGAAAAAAAGAAAAAAAAAACGACUACUUGCACAAAGUCAACGCGUACGAUUUUUGUAAAAGCAAGACACGGUACAAGCACUUCUUUUUAUUAGCGCCACCUAUCGCAUAACCUGAACAUCAUCAUGUCUGCCAGCGGAGGGGAGCUCUCUUCCGCGAUGCCCGAAAACAUCGAUGAUUCAAGCGCCAGAAGCGUUCUAGCAGAAGGUUUGUUGGAGCUAUUCAAACCCUGUGUUGAAGAGAUUGAUGACAAAGUAUCAGCGGUCAGGCAGAGUCAAGUUGACUUGCGACAGCAGAUAGAUUCCUUGGCUGAAGACCUAAGGAAAGUAUCUGAUGCCCAGCAAGUACCAGUAGAGUUGGAACCCUAUGUGAAGAAACUGAAUAAUGCCAGGCGGCGGGUGAUGUUGGUCAAUAACAUUAUACAGAAUGCUCAGGAAAGACUAGGCAAGUUACAGCAAAAUAUCUCCAAGGAAACCUCAAGGAGGAAGACUUUACUUCAGGAAUCUCCUACAGGCUCUUUGUCAAAAUGAAAUGACUGGGAAAGAAUAAAAUCAUGACAAGCACAAAAAAGGGUCUUAGUAGGGAUUUUCACUUGUGGAUCCAGAAUCUUGUUAAGGUUAGAGCCCAGGGUUAAAAACCGUCUCACAACACUCAGAAAAUAUGGUAUGUGGAGCUGCAAAGAUAGACAGAUUAUGCCUGCGAUUGUCAGCUCUCUAAAACUUCAAGUUUUAAAAAUGCAGAGAGACACUUCCUGUAGAGUGGUAAUAUUCUAUGAUCUGCGAACAGUCCGUGCAUUUACUUUCAAAAGAGCAUUAUGGAGCAUUACAAAAUGGUAAGGGAUUUUCAAUGGACUUCUUGAUUUGACAUUUGCAUAUAUUUUAUUGUGCAGUGGUGCUUAUUGACAGCCAAAAUAUCACCAAAAGUUGGUUUUACAAAACAGCUGUAGUCCUAAAAUUGGUCUGAACUUUAAGACCAAAAAUUUAGUCUAUUUAGAAUCACUUCAACAUGAAUCUAUUAAAUUCACUUAAAUAAAGUUUUAGUCUGAAACAUUAGCCAUGCCUUUCCUGUUUUAACACAGGUACAGUUUUAUUUCAUUGACUACUACUGAUUUAUCUCAAGUCAAAGAAGAUGAAAAUCUUGGGUCUAAAAGUUAAGACGAAUUUUAUGGCUAUAGCUUUAGUGGAACUGCUCCCUUCUGUAAUGUUUAUGGGCUUCUCCUCAUGUGACAAUCUUAUUAGAUGAAUGGAUAUACUGAGGAGGUUGUUGUCACUUUUUGUGGCAUUACUGCAUUUGUCAAAUAUCAUCAUAAUGCUAGUCAUCACUUUUUUGGACAUUGAGUUUUCAUUUCUGUUUAUACUUAGGUUUUGUUUUCGUUAUGGAAGAAUAAUUAUAUGCACAGCAGUUGUAUAGAGGGAAGCAUAUUUAUUGUUGAAAUUUCGGAUAUAGUAACAAGAAACAAGUCUCCCCUUUAUUGAGACAAUUUUUUUUCAUUUCCCUUCAGAAAAAGUGGUUAGGGGGUAUAAUUAAUAAAAUAAGGUAUAUUUUGUAGUUUUCAUUUAAAUAUUUUGCAAAAUGCUCAGAUGUGUUCAAAUAUUAUUUAUUUGUCACGCUGA